Vitrella brassicaformis is the source of this 419-nucleotide messenger RNA. Lineage: Eukaryota; Vitrellaceae. The record is from the annotation of a GenBank genome assembly.
CGCUCUCACUUGCCCUGUUCUCUGGCUUUGGCUAUGUGCGGAUGCUCAUCUCUGACAUAAGCGGCGAGCAGCCGAUAGACAUCAUGAUUGGCCCACUCGACGGGCACCUCCUCCUGGCCGCUCAGCCACUUGAACAGGUUGGGGUUCUCGCAGUCCAGGAGCUUGUCGAACUGGUCCAGCUGCUGCUCACUGAAGCUGCCCAGGUACUUGUCCGCGAAGGAUCCCAUCAGCACAUCCAGCUCAAGCCAUCCCCGCUGCUUGCUGCGGUACAGCAGCUUCUUCCGACGCCCCUCCCACUCGCCAGUGUUGGCCACGAAACAGCGACGCUGCAAGUCGGCCCGCAGAAAGACCAUCCCAGAUGAAGGGCGAAAGGCUCGUAGAGGCACCACCAUGGCUUUUUGAAGCAUAGCUGUCUUCAU